UCAGUUUUCGUGCGAACGCCGAGGCGGGUAAAUGUGCGCAGUCGAAGAUCGAAAGGACCUUAAGAUGGGGCCCAAACUCUUGUGCCUGGCUGUACUCGCCUUCCACCUGGCCGAUGCCGUGGUGCAACACCGAUCCUUGGAGGACGCUCGCCUGGAGCGCCAGAGAUUGGUGCACAGGUACAUAAAGGUCCUCAACAAGGAGGAGGGAGCCAUUCGACUGGUGGGCGGAGAUAACGAAUACGAAGGCAACAUUGAGGUCCUGCACAAUGGCAAAUGGGGAGCUGUUUGCGAUGACGAGUGGGAUGCCGUUGAAGGUGACAUUGUGUGCCGACAGCUGGGUUUCCCCGGAAUGAGGAGGUACACCAGAAGCGGCUUCUUUGGACCCGCUCGUCGUCGCUUCUGGAUGGACAACCUCUUCUGCGAAGGUCACGAGCAGGAGCUAGUGAAUUGCCAUUUCGAGGGAUGGGGCGAGAACGAUUGUGAGCCCGGGGAGGCGGCUGGCGUGGUGUGCUAUCCGCCGGAAAAUGCCCAGAUCCCUGCACCAUCGCCCAUCCUCAGGGAUGAAGACCUGCCCAAGUAUCCAAUUCGAUCACGUUCCCGUUUAUAUGUGAGAUUGCGUGGCGGCAGGUCUAGAAUUGAGGGCCGAGUGGAGGUCAGCUUGGAUGGCGGUCGAUGGGGCAGUGUGUGCGCCGAUGGCUGGUCGCUUUUGGAGGCCAAUGUCGUGUGUCGACAACUCGGCUUGGGCUACGCCAGUGAGGCCUUCCAAACGGACUUCUUCGGCGGCUCCAAUGUAUCAAGACCCGUGCUGAGUGGCAGCGAAUGCUAUGGCAACGAAACGGAACUGGCCGACUGCCUGCAUCACGAUGCCAGUCAGGGGAUAGUCAGCUGUCAUGGCAACCGGCAACACGUGGCCGCCGUGAUCUGUGACUAUUUCGCCCCCGAUCUGGUGAUGGACUACCUGGAAAUCGAGCAGACAGCCCAUCUGGAGGACCGACCCAUGCUGCUGAUGCAGUGCGCCAUGGAGGAGAACUGUGUGGCCAACGAGGCGUAUCAAAUCCAGCGGGAUGAUCCCCACUGGCGGUACCGAUCUAGGCGGCUGCUCAAGUUCACAGCAGCUGCCAUCAACGCGGGCAACGCCGAUUUCCGGCCAUUUAAGGAGAAGAGCCAGUGGGAGUGGCACAUGUGCCAUAUGCACUUCCACAGCAUGGAGGUUUUUGCUACCUUUGACAUCUUCGAUUUGCGAGGACAUAAAGUGGCCCAAGGACACAAGGCCUCCUUUUGCCUGGAGGACAGCAAUUGCCUGCCUGGAGUUUCGAAGAAAUACAGUUGUGCCAAUUACGGAGAUCAGGGCAUAUCCAUUAACUGCUCGGACGUGUAUCUCUACAAUCUGGACUGCCAAUGGGUGGAUGUAACAGACCUGAGUCCCGGCUCGUAUGUUCUCAAGAUAGCCAUUAAUCCAGAGUUCAAGGUGGCCGAAAUGAACUAUGAUAAUAACGCUGCCAUCUGCGAUCUGAUAUACACUGAAAACUUUGCCAGGGUGCAAAACUGCCAGCUGGGAAGACCUUGAAGGGUGGAAGGUUAGGAUUAAGUGGGCGGUGGACUGGAACCAAAUCAAAAAGUGCCAAAUACUAUGAAUAACCAAAGGGAGCUUGUACAUUUCCUACGUUUCUAUCUGUUUAACCUUAACUCGUAUGCGAAUUAAUUAAAAGUGCACAUCCUAAAGGUC
Molecule: messenger RNA, 1726 nt
Organism: Drosophila elegans
Lineage: Eukaryota; Metazoa; Arthropoda; Insecta; Diptera; Drosophilidae
Gene: Loxl2
Product: lysyl oxidase homolog 3B
Exons: 4
Coding region: 32-1567 (511 amino acids)
Biological process (GO): peptidyl-lysine oxidation
Cellular component (GO): membrane
Molecular function (GO): protein-lysine 6-oxidase activity; copper ion binding
Source: RefSeq, a predicted model, not a curated record